Mya arenaria is the source of this 5847-nucleotide messenger RNA. Its product is annotated as multiple epidermal growth factor-like domains protein 10. The record is from RefSeq and is a predicted model, not a curated record. Gene Ontology annotation, molecular function: scavenger receptor activity; protein binding. The transcript has 5 exons. NCBI's taxonomy places the organism in Eukaryota, Metazoa, Mollusca, Bivalvia, Myida, Myidae. The coding region runs from base 81 to 1553 and encodes 490 amino acids.
CUUAUGGUUAAUUUACGCGAAAAUUGUUCCUGCUUCCUGCCUUCUGCUUUAAAAUCCUCAUUUAUAUGUUUUAGUGCAAAAUGAAGACUGUGUCAUUAAUGGAUAUAUCUCCAUUUCUGAUUUUCCUGUUUGCUUACGGUUGCUCAGCUUCGUGCAGUGUUGGUUGUCUUAAUGGCCAAUGUGACAAAACAACGCAAUAUUGUUCAUGUAGAGAUGGAAACUAUGAUUUGAAAUGCUCAUCUCGGUGCGGUGCUGGUUGUCUCAAUGAUCAAUGUAACAAAACAACGGGAUUUUGUACAUGUAGAGGUGGUUACUAUGGUCCAAGAUGCUCAUCUAAGUGCAGUGUAGGCUGUCUCAAUGACCAAUGUGACGAAAACGGAUAUUGUACGUGUAGGGAUGGCUACUACAAUUACAUGUGCUCGUCUAAGUGCAGUGUAGGCUGUCUCAAUGACCAAUGUGACAAAUACGGUUCUUGUACAUGCAGAGAAGGCUACUAUUAUUCGAGCUGCUAUAAGUGCGGUGCUGGAUGUCUCAAUGGACAAUGUAACCUACACACAGGUUAUUGUAUAUGCAUAGAUGGCUACUACAAUACGAGAUGCUCAUCUAAGUGCGGUGAUGGAUGUCUUAAUAAUCAAUGUGACCAAUCAACGGGAGUUUGUACAUGCAAAGAUGGCUACUAUGGUACGUCCUGCUCAUCUAAGUGCAGUGUUGGUUGUCUCAAUGAUGAGUGUGACAAAACAACGGGAUAUUGUACAUGUAGAGAUGGCUUCUAUAAUACAAUAUGCUCAUCAUCUUGUUUUCCUGGAUGCAAAGCAUGUAGUAACUCUAAAUACAAUUGCAGUACGUGCACACCUGGUUAUUGGAGUACACCGAAGAUGCCGUGUAGGCACACUUGCAAUUCUAAUUGUGCGUCGUGUAUUACGGAAAAUAAUUGCACAGAGUGUAAAGCUGGAUUCUAUGGACCUGACUGUCGACAUAAGUGUAGUUUAGGGUGUUUAAACAAAGCUUGCGAUCAAAUAUCCGGGCUAUGUCACUGCGUAUCUGGAUAUUCAGGUGCAUUGUGCAAGGAAAGAUGCCCUAGUUCUUGCAACGUCUGCAUCACACCUGAAAAUUGCACACAAUGUGUAUCUGGGUUCUAUGGUAAGACGUGUAAAACACCAUGCAGUUUAGGAUGCACAAGUUCGGAGUGCGAUAUAAUAACCGGUCGAUGCGAUAGUUGCAGGGAAGGUUUCUUCGGCGAAAAUUGUGAACCAGAAUAUACGGAAAGUGUUUCGCCGACGUUGACCAUAGUUUCAACUGUAUCAAAUGUGAUUGCGGUUUUGGUCGUCUUGAUGAUUGGAGCAGUUGUCCUCUUACAGAUUAGGAGAUCGAAAAUGCAGACAAAUAUAGAAGACCCGAACGUUCCAAUGAGGGCACGAGACCAUGGCGAUUUGGAGACUGCAACACAGCAAAUGGAGUUAUAUGAAGAUUUGCGACACGAUGAUGGAAAUGGGGAAAAUAAUCGCCACUAUGCCAACAUAAACAACAUAAACAACCCGACAUACCAAGGAUAAACAGGACCGGACAAAAUAAAACACAUGUUUUUGUUCAUACGUGUGUAAGAAGACAUUGUACAGACAUAAAUAAUUAUACUUUAUUGACAUAAAUUGCCACACUGUUAUAUCGGCAAAUAAGUAUAUUUUUUAUAGUUAAGCUUCUUAUUGGUUAUCAAUGGAAUGUUUAAAUAUAACAUCAAUAUGUUCGACAAAUCAAGGAAACGUAGAACAUGAGUAAUUGGAGUCUAAGCAUAACAUCAAGCCAUUCAGAGAGACAUCCGUGCUUGUUCUUUAUGUUGAAGGUAAACAUAAGUUAAUUGCUUUUCUUAUGUUAUUAAUCUGAAUGCACAUUCAUUCAUAUACAACACUCUUUAACAGAGGUGGGUAAGGACUUGAUAACAAAUUUGUAUUGAUUUUAUUCAGUGUUUCAUUAACAUAUCUUUGAUAAGUUUACUACAAUGUAACGCCAACAUGCUCUUGCCAUCAAGUGCCAUAAAGUCUGAGUUUUAAAUGGACACACUCUGGAAGUACCCCCCCCCCCCCCCCCCCCCCAGAAACACAGAUAUAUGUAGCAAGUAAGAUAGUAAUUGUUCAUUGAAAAAAACAAAAAUUGCAACACUUCCAAUGUCCCUGGCACCGUUUAAGAGAUAUGAUGUACAGUUAGUUUUGCUAUCCUCCACUUACAACAGUGAGCAGUGAUCAGGGCACAAGGUAGUUAUGUUUGAAUGCUAAAAUUGGCGAACAGAUAUCUAUGAUAUAUUUUAUAACAUCCUUUGUAUCCAUUUUAUUGACUAAGUGUACGAAUCAAAUGAAAACAAAACAUUGUGUUCUUAUAUAAAUAUGUAUAAAUUUAUUGAUAUCUUAAUGUCUUAGGCUCUCCUACUAACACACUUCCUGAACUCGUUUUAAUACAUGUGUGUAUUAUAUUUUCGUUACUGAUCCUGUAACCAUACGUUUUUGAUAUUGCAACUUCAACACGCAUUUGAUCGCCUCUUUACUGUAAAUAUUUUAAGCAGAAAGUGUUGGAUGUAGGUUCCUGCAAAACGUACCGCUAUUUUUCCAAUGGUAUAAACCUUUCUAGACAUACUAGCGUUAACAGCAACGAUAUUUGCGAGCGGAAUCUUGGAGUGUUUCUAUUUUGCUAGAUAUAAAAAUGAUUAUAUUUCAGACGAACGUUACUAAAGAAAUGUUAAUAGACAGGAUGUAGAUGUACAGCAUAUUGUAAACAUAUUAACCAAUUAACAAUGAUUCUAUAUGAAAAUACACUGAUACGAUUGUAUGAUAAAAAUAAUUAUUUUAACGAAAAAGGUGUUUUCCAUGAUAUAUUUCUUUUCACUGAUAUAUUACUUUCUAAAUUAAAUCAUUGUUUAAACCAACGCAUUAAUUUACCAGAUAUGUUUCGGGAUACAAUCAAACACUGCAAUAAGCAGCUUGAAAGAAUAUUAUUUACAAUCAACUCAAGUGAAAAGUAUAUUUAAGUAAAUAUAAGAUUCCGUUCCAAAUACAUUUUAGUAUGUUGUACAACGGUUAAAAGGAUUCAAUGAUUAUGUCAAAUGUUUUUCGAUAAAAUCAUAUCUAAUCUUAGAUACAUUUCAUAAGACGAAAAUAAAAUAUAAAGCGAAUUUUCAUAUUGAUAUAGUUACUUGUUGAUAAUAAUAUAUUAAAAUCAAUACAAAUAUCAUAUUUGUAAAGUUCCAUGCAAAUUUAAACGAUUGCAAUAGAUGAUUUGCGGUUUUGAACCUUGCGUUAUUCCAACCGCUUAUCACUUUAAACUAAGUUCCGUUCCAUCGAAUUUAACCCAAUACUUAGGGAAAUCGCUCUAGUGACAUGAAACAUUUUUAAAAUAAGUUAUACUCCUGAUGUUUGUUUAUUUUUAAAUUCUCCAUGUUUUAAACAUACGUAAGUAAGGGUAACGAAUAACAGGGCAAAAUGCAGAUGAUUAUUAAAUCAAUCAAAGAUGGCUUUAGGUCGGCUGACAUUUCUCAAGGUAUUAUGAUUAAGUCUGCUUUUCCCAUGUUUUGAAGAGAUUUUCGAAUCAUGAAACUCUUGUUAAACAGGGGAAGUAACGUGGUAUUGUCACACUUCAUAUAGCCACACAUCCAUCUCAAUUGCAAACAAGGCAAAAACAAAUACAGGUUUAUGAAAAAUCAUGAGGGGUUAAUGGCACUAGUACUAAACCACUGGACAUACAGUUGUUUUAUUUUUUUAAAUGUAUAAUGGGUGCCGCCUCUCCCCUUUUUACCAAAAGGACCCUGGCCAAGAGGUCAUUUUUGUCAGGUUGCAUUCAAACUCAGCAAUAAAGACCACUUAACAAUCACUUUCUAAGCGUAUGUACAUCUUAACCAGAUUAUCAUGCCAUUUAAAGCCAAAAACAUUGUUUUCCAAGAACCAAAAAACACUAUUUUCAAUUAAGCUUUCCUAAAUUAAAUGUAUAAUUCCCUAUCGAUGUCAUCAAAUCAACAAGUGUACUAUAAAAACACCAUUAAACUCACGAUGCCUGUAACAAGAGCUGUCGUAGGACGCUCGACUACGACUGUCUUUGAAAUGAGUACGCUAAUGAUGUAAUAUGUGCCAGUCAAAAGCCAUAAAAUAGUCAAAUUAAAAAGUAAACAAGUAACGCUGAGAUGUGACACAACCAGGAUUUCAAUGAAUUACAAAACUACUUUAUUGUGAGAUUCAGUUUCAACUGAUUUUUUUUCUAUUUUUAGUAACAGUAACCUUGACCUUGGCCAUAAGGGCCCAAACGCAAUCCAAUGGAAGUCCUCAAUAAAUUCUUUAUACAUAUCAAGUUUGGUCACAGCAUGUCAACCCUAACUUAAGGUAUUCAGUACAAAACGGUUACUAUUUUUAGUAAUUAUAACCUUGACCCGGGGGGCCAUAAACGCCAUCCCAUGAAAUAUCUUCUUUGUCUCUUCCUUAUACCAUGUUUGGUCACAAUAUGUCAACCUUUACUCAAGUUACUCAUAGCUAACAACUUUCUGUUUUAGCAACAGUGACCUUGACCUUGAUCAUUGUUUCAACCAUAACACAAUCCCAUGAAAGGCCACAAAACUCUUCAUAGAUACCAACUAUGGUCACAAUAAGUUAACCUAAUUUACGUUUUUUAAUACCAACCAUUUUUUCUAUUUAUAGUAACAGUGACCGUGACUUUGAUCAUAGGGGACCAAAUGCAGUCCCAUGAAAGGUCUCCAUAAACUCUUCAUAUAUACAAAAUUUGAUCACUGUUUGUCAAACAUAAAUAAAAAUAUUUGAUACCAUUGACUUGUUUGACGCCGCUUUCCCGCCGGCCCUCCCGAACAACGACGCAAGUCAUUCUAAUAACUAGUUUGCUCUUGUGAAAACCUGAUUAAAGAAAAUAAAAUUGUGCUUUUCAAAAUAAAUUAAAAAAAGAAACGCUGUAAUGCAGCAUUACCAGACUUUAAUUGACUGACAGAAGAACUUCAGCUUUCAUUGUGAGGUUCAGUUUCAACCAUUUUUUAUUUCUAGCAUCGGUGACCUUGAUCUUGACCAAAAUGGCCUUCAACGCAAUCCCAUGAAAUAUAUCAUAAACAAUCUUCCUAAAUAUAAAGUUUGUUCAAGAUAUGUCAACUCUGACUAAAAUUAAUCAGUAUCAAUUGUUUUCUUAUAUUUAGUAACAGUAAACGUGACCGUACUUUCUUAGUAACAGUGACCUUGAUGUUGACCCCAGGGACCCUAAACGCAACCCCAUGAAAGGUCUCCACAUUUUUUUAAUACCAAGUUAAGAUAAGAUAAUGCAACCCUGACUAAUGUUCUUCGGGUGCAAGUAGUUUUUCUACUAUAGUAGCAGUGAUCAUGACAUUGACCCUAGGGACACCAAAUGCAACACAAUAAAAGGUAUUCAUAAAUUGUUCCUACUUACCAACUUUAGUCAAGAUAUAUAAACCCAAACUUAAGUUAUUCAGUACUAACCAUAUUUCUAUUUUAAGCAACAGUGGCCUUGUCUUUGACCCAAGGGAUCAAACCGCAAUCUAUCGAAAGGUCUUCAUAAAAAUCUUCAUAAAUAUUAUUUUAAUUCAAGAUAUGUCAACCCUAACUAAAGGUAUUUAGUUUCAAGAGUGUUUCUAUUUAUAGUAACAGUGAGCUAUUUCUUAACCCCAGGGUCCCUUAACGCAAUUCCAUGAAAAGUAUUCAUAAACUAUUCCAAAAUAGCAAAUUUAAUCAAGAUAUGUCAACCCUUUCUAAAGUUAAUCAGUUUUCACUGUUUCCUUUCUUAGUAACAGUGACCUUGACUUUGACCCCAGGGGCCCAAAAUGCAAUCCUAUGAAAGGUCUUGAUAAACUCUUCCUAGAUA